AUGAUUAUUUUGCCCAAGCAGUUGGAGGAUAUACCAAUUGCAUCAGAGUUUCCAUCAGUUAGGCAUCGUUGGAAUACAAAUGAGGAAAUUGCAUCCAUUUUGAUUGCAUUUGAUAAGCAUAAAGAAUGGCAAUUACGAGAACUACGAGUCAGGCCUCCCAGUGGGUCCAUGUUGCUGUACAGCCGCAACAAAGUGCGUUAUCGCAAAGAUGGCUACUGCUGGAAGAAGCGAAAAGAUGGCAAAACAAUUCGAGAGGAUCAUAUGAAGUUGAAAGUUCAGGGACUUGAGUGUAUCUAUGGAUCCUAUGUGCAUUCAGCAAUCCUGCCCACAUUUCACCGUAGAUGUUACUGGUUAUUGCAGAACCCUGACAUAGUCUUGGUGCAUUAUCUCAAUGUACCCUACCCAGAUAGUGCCAAGCUCAGCAUUCCAGUGCUCUCCUAUGGCUUUGAGAAGAAGGAGUGGACCAAGGAUGAAUUGGCUGACCAGUUGAGACCAAUGUUUUCCACUGGUCGGCCAGGAGAAGGCAUUCAAGAUUCAGAACAUGUGGUGAGUAGAAAUGGUUGUGCUACUUACACUAUUAUUCUUUCCCCCAUCCCCUUGUUGAUUUGUGGCUCAAAGGCUGAAUGUUUCUUCUUGAAUCAAUUCACAGAUAACAGACUUUUUGAUGUUCAAAGGCUAACAAUUGCAGCAGCCUGUUCAAAAGAUAUUUGGCAUGAGAACAAUCUCUUCUUCUUCUUCUUCUUCUUCUUCUUCUUCUGA
Messenger RNA from Acanthosepion pharaonis, 759 nucleotides. The record is from the annotation of a GenBank genome assembly. Lineage: Eukaryota; Metazoa; Mollusca; Cephalopoda; Sepiida; Sepiidae.